Diaporthe citri is the source of this 2181-nucleotide messenger RNA. RefSeq lists its product as uncharacterized. Lineage: Eukaryota; Fungi; Ascomycota; Sordariomycetes; Diaporthales; Diaporthaceae. The record is from RefSeq and is a predicted model, not a curated record. Gene Ontology annotation, cellular component: endoplasmic reticulum. The coding region runs from base 1 to 2181 and encodes 726 amino acids. The transcript has 3 exons. Gene Ontology annotation, molecular function: protein disulfide isomerase activity.
AUGAGGUUCUCCUCCCUAGCCUGGGGCCUGCUCCUCGGGGCUACUGCCCGGGUAGCUGCCCAGGACGACUUCGAAGACGAUGAAAUACCAGAGGACAAGUCCCUGGAAACGACCACGUUUGAUGGUAUCAAGGUCCCUCCGAUGCUCGAACUCACCCCGGACAACUUCGAGGCAGAGAUCAAGAAGUCAAAAUACAUGCUGGUCAAACACUACAGUCCAUACUGCCCACAUUGCCAGGAUUUUGCGCCAAUCUAUCGCACGCUGUACGAGUUCUACUACACCGAUCCGGCACCGGGCCCCGGCAAAUCGUUCGAAGAAUACUAUGACUGGCGCUUUGCAAUGAUAAAUUGUGUCGCAUUCUACGAUCUAUGCGCCGGAAACGGGGUCCAGUCCUACCCGACGUCGAUGCUGUUCAUAGACGGUGUGAAGAACGAGAGUUACAGAGGUGUUAAGAGCUUGAAAUUCCUGACCGACGCCAUCGAACCCGUGCUCGAGCGCGAGAGACCCGGAUCCAGACCGAAGGCACUGUUGCUUCCCGAACCCCUCGCCACGGCUCGUCCAAAGGCGGCCGAUGAUUCGAAACUAGCUUCGGUUCCCAAGCCCGAUGCCCAGCCGCAGAUAGAGCUCAGGGAGCCUGCUAAGGCUGGUUCUGGAGCGGCGGCUCCUGUGGCUCCUGCAGCUGCCGCCCCUGCUGUCGAAGAACUGGGGUCUCUUAAGGCCGAGAAGCCCAAGGCUGCGGACCCCAAGGCACCAGCUCCCGCGAAAGUUGAGCCUGAGAAACCGGCAAAGCCCACAAAGACCCCAAACCCGAACGGCGCUUCCGUCCCCCUGACGGCGGAAAGCUUCCAGACGAUGGUAACGAUGACCCAUGAACCGUGGUUCAUCAAGUUCUAUGCUCCCUGGUGUCACCACUGCCAAGCCAUGGCGCCUAACUGGCAGCAGCUUGCUAAAGAAAUGAAGGGCAAGCUGAACAUUGGCGAGGUCAACUGCGAAGCAGAAAAGCGACUUUGCAAGGAUGCUCGUCUCCGUGGCUAUCCGACCAUCCUCUUCUUCAGAGGCGGUGAGCGAGUAGAGUAUGAGGGUCUCCGAGGCGUUGGUGACUUUGUUACCUAUGCUGAGAAGGCUAUCGACCUCUCCAACGGUGUCCGCGAUGUUGACGCCGAUUCUCUCGCGGUUAUGGAGGAGAAGGAAGAGGUCAUCUUCAUCUACUUCUACGACCACGCGACCACAAGUGAGGAUUUUGCGGCUCUCGAGCGAUUGCCUCUCAGCCUCAUUGGCAAAGCCAAGCUGGUCAAGACCCAGGAUCCCAAGCUGUACGAAAGGUACAAGAUCACGACUUGGCCGCGGCUCAUCAUUUCUCGGGAAGGAAGACCAACAUACUACAACCCUCUGACGCCAAAUGAGAUGCGAAAUACUCGUCAGGUUCUUGAGUGGAUGAAAUCAGUCUGGCUACCUAUUAUCCCGGAGCUUACCGCAUCAAACGCUCGUGAAAUUAUGGAUGGCAAGAUAGUGGUCCUGGGCAUCCUCAAUAGGGAAGACCAAGAAUCAUUCUCUGGCGCUAUCAGAGAAAUGAAGAGCGCGGCUACUGAGUGGAUGGACAAGCAAAUCCAACUUUUCCAGUUAGAACGUCAGGAGCUGCGUGAUGCAAAGCAGUUGCGGAUCGAGGAAGCCGAGGACCGUGGAGACCAGAGAGCGCUCCGAGCUGCCAAGAGCCAACAGGUCAACAUGAACCGAGCAGAUCGGAAGGAGGUUGCAUUUGCGUGGGUCGACGGAGUAUUUUGGCAGAGGUGGAUCCGUACCACAUAUGGUAUUGAUGUGAAGGAUGGUGAGAGGGUCAUCAUCAAUGACGAAGACAAUCGUCGUUAUUGGGACCAAACCAGCACGGGCAACUACAUUGUCCCGUCGCGCACCUCAAUCUUGGAGACUAUCAACAAGGUCACCGCGCAGCCCCCAAAGCUCAAGCCGAAGCUGACCAUCUCGAGCUUCGAGAAGAUCUUUUUCGACAUGCGGGUCACAUUCUCCGAGCACCCGUACCUCACUCUCGGUUGUAUCUUUGGUCUGAUCCUUGGCUCCGCAUCAUGGUUCCGUGGUCGCCACAGGAGGAGAAACGGUCGUCCUUUCCUGAGCGAGGACUUCAAAGCACCUCUUCUCGGCUCCAACAUCAACGGUAAGACGGACUGA